Messenger RNA from Trichoderma gamsii, 612 nucleotides. RefSeq lists its product as hypothetical. The transcript has a single exon. The record is from RefSeq and is a predicted model, not a curated record. Lineage: Eukaryota; Fungi; Ascomycota; Sordariomycetes; Hypocreales; Hypocreaceae. Bases 1 to 612 code for a protein of 203 amino acids.
AUGUACCAAGCAAGGAAACCGGAAAGAUAUCGCCAAAUCCGCUUCGCUCAGCUCCCCCAGAUUAACCUAUACAUAGAAACAUUUGGCCACAUUUGUUGCCUCCUCACCGGCUCCAGCCACGUUGGUUGCCGCAGCCUUACGACAGCCGAACGGCUCACCCACGCUUCUCACCCACGCUUCCAACCCCAGACGAGCUCCUCCGCCGCUCUGCUAAGCGCCGGGCUCCAACUAUCGUGUGGCCGCCUGCAGUUGUGGCGGCGAUUGGGUGCUCUCAUCUAUCUUGACCACGCGGCAAGCCGUCCCAUACGCCGCCGUCUGAGCGAAGCCCCCCAUGUCGCCCGCAUCGAAUCUCAGACAGAUGAUAGCAUUGCCACCGCGUUUCUUGCACUCCUCGACGACCCUACCGAUGGAGUCGUUCCGGCACGAGUACAGCAUGGAUGUGAACCACCGAAGCUCGCCGCCGGCCAUACUUUUGAAGGCCAUGCCCAGGGAGGCGCCGAUGUUGCGCGACCGCACAGUAAUGCCGUAGACUGUGCCGAGGACCUGCUCGAUGCGGUAGCCCGGGAGAUCCAUCAUGGCUACCACGAGGUGAAGAUGAAGAUGCGUCAUUAG